Cinclus cinclus is the source of this 1682-nucleotide messenger RNA. RefSeq names its product RNA 5'-phosphate and 3'-OH ligase 1 (gene RLIG1). The transcript has 7 exons. Gene Ontology annotation, biological process: response to reactive oxygen species. Gene Ontology annotation, molecular function: RNA ligase (ATP) activity. The record is from RefSeq and is a predicted model, not a curated record. Bases 1 to 975 code for a protein of 324 amino acids. NCBI's taxonomy places the organism in Eukaryota, Metazoa, Chordata, Aves, Passeriformes, Cinclidae.
AUGAGGCGGAGGGGCGCGGUGCAGCGCAAGGUGCCGUGUCUGUUCGUCACCGAGGUGAAGGACGAGCCCUCGGCCAAGCGGGAGCGACAGCCAUUUAAAGUUUUGGCAACUGACACUAUAACUGGAAAGGCAUUAGAGGCAGAUGUACACAAUGCAGUUCCUACUGAAAAGGUGGAUGGAACCUGCUGUUAUGUUACAACAUAUAAAGGACAACCCUACCUAUGGGCCAGAUUGGAUAGAAAACCCACCAAACAAGGUGAAAAAAGGUUUAAACGAUUCUUGUAUUCAUUGGAAGAUUGCAAAGAAUUUGUUUGGAAUGUUGAAGAGGAUUUCAAGCCUGUUCCAGAUACCUGGAUUCCAGCAAAGGACAUAGAGUUCUCUAAUGGCAAUCCUUUGCCUGAUGAAAAUGGACAUAUGCCAGGUUGGGUGCCCGUGGAGAAGAACAGUAAGCAGUAUUGCUGGCACUCAUCUGUUGUAAAUUAUGAGGCUGGAAUAGCACUGGUAUUGAAACACCAUGCUGACCCAGGGCUUCUGGAAAUCAGUCCCGUGCCAUUAUCAGAAAUUUUAGAACAAACAUUGGAGCUUAUUGGGACUAAUAUCAAUGCAAAUCCAUAUGGAUUAGGAAGCAAGAAGCACCCUGUACAUCUUCUAGUCCCACAUGGAGCGUUUGAAAUAAAGAAUCCACCUGCUUUGAAGCAAAAUGACAUACUGGCUUGGUUUGAAAGCUGCACAGAGGGUAAAGUUGAAGGAAUUGUGUGGCACUGCCAUGAUGGGUGUUUAAUCAAGCUCCAUCGCCACCAUCUUGGUUUACCUUGGCCACUUGCAGAGACGUACCUGAAUUCUCAGCCUGUUGUAGUUUCUUUUAAUAGAACUAAGUAUGACUAUGACUUUGAACCAAAGAGUUUGUUUCACCAAUUUUCAGUGUUGGAUGGGCAAAGAUUUGACAGACUCAAAGAUAUCAAGUUUGAUGCUUGAAAUUAUUUUUUUAAGUUAAUUAUUCUAUGUCCUGCAUUCCUCUUACUUGUGUCUAUCACAGAAAUCUUCAUGAAUGCUCUUCUAGCUUGGGCAACAGCCCAGGUACUACUGUAUAAUUUUGACUAAUUUUAAUAACGGAGAUCUCACAGCCAGAGCAGAGAUCCAGCUUCCAGCAUGUUUAUUUUAUGAAAAAUCCUUAACUUUUGUACCUAUUCCUGGAAUGGGAAACUGUUAGUAUUAAGUGUAGGAAGCAUGUUUUCUUCCACUGGCUGGUCCUAAAAGCUUUACUAAGGAAUGCAAUCAACUGGAAAGGUUACAGAGGUUGUGCUUCUACAAAUGUAAUUAUUAUGAUACUAUUAUAUGUAGGUUUGAGACUUACUUCAGGUGGGACCAGAAUUAGUCCUAAAAUUUGACUUGUUUUUAUACUUGUAACAGUUUCUUAUGGGGGAAAACUUCCUAAUAUAAUUUAACUGUACAUCUGCAGCAUUAUGCUAUUAUUUAAAAACCCAAUAAAUCUAUAUACUACACGCACUUGCACUAUUUUGGGACAAAAAGAGUAAUAGAAAAUAUGCUAGUUUUAUUUUGGAGAGCCUGGUAAGUGGAGAGAGACAUGACUUGGCUUAGUAAUUCCCAUUUACAACUGGGUCUCUAUUAGGAAACUUCCUAUUAAGUAAGAUAAAGUGUAUAAAUAAUAAAGGUGAGACUGA